UUGUCCAAGUGGGAGUAAAUCCACAUAAACUCGGAUGCAACGGCAGAGAACAGGAGUCGGUUUGCUUCAGGAAGGCAGAGUCGUUGAAGGGUAUUUCAGUAAUUAAGUGGCACGUCAAAACAUGCGCAAUAAAAUGAGUAGUCACGUACGAUUAAGCUGCGGCAUUUCCUGUAGUGCCCAUCACUUCGGCUUUGUGGCCUUUCCCGUUGCUGGCGGUGGAGGAGGACGCCGGAGGCGUGGUCGGGAAGCACGGCUGCUACCAAGGAAAUGGCGUUCGAGGUGUGGACGCCGUCGGACUACGCCUGGGUGGCAGAGAGAGCGCAUGAGGAGCUGCGCAUUCUGGAGUCCCACCACCCACAUCACUUCGGCUCCCUCAAGCACGAGCUCGCUUCUCUCCUCUCCGAGGCUCAAUCUUUCCUCCUCCUGUGGCCGCCGUCCUCCUGCAGUCGCCCUGCGGACGUCGACUCCAUUUCAUGUGCCUCUGCUUGUACAGCAGAAUCGUCCUCCUACAGAAUCGCGAGAAAGAGCAAGUCUAUUGAUGUUGGUAGGGAAAUGGGCGCUGAGUUGAGCGCCAUCGAGGGACGGGCUUGUGAAUGCAGCAGCAGUGGUGGUGGCGACGAUGGCGGCGAUGGGUGGAUGGAUGGUGCUGAUGCGGCCAUAGACAAGGCCAGAGAAUGUCUCCGCAGAAUCAGGGAAGUGAAGGAAGUGAUCAGACCAACAGCUACGCAUGCAGCUGCAGCCUGAAGAUCACGCGGCGCUUGGCCAUCGUUGCUGCCUUAAUCUAAUCUCUUCAUGUUUUGGCUAAUCCAAACCUGAUACAUUCAGUAUAUUUUGUUGAAGAGUGUGAAACUAUGAUAAGAGUCAUACACUUGUGAAGGCCAAGCGGGUCAUAUUCCACAUGAGGAUGAAAAUUUUGUAACUUGGUACCAAUACGAUGACACGGUUUGCAUUUGAGAAUCUGAUGCUGAAGUAAAAUUCUUUGUCAGGAUGUAAUUGUCCAAGUUUGUGGUGGAAAAAGAAAAAUGGUGGAAAAAGAAACGUAUGCGUAUGGUCGCAAACCUGUUGUCUUCCUAGUUUGGUAAGAAAAAACCGAAAAAGGAAAUGCAUUCAUAUGGCUGCAAACAUUUCAUCUUCUUAAUUUUGAACUGAUUCAAAAGUCGGUCAAUGUGUUGAAUCACUUCAAGUUUGUGGAGGGAAAAGAAAAUCAUUUCAUAUAG
This is a messenger RNA of Nymphaea colorata (pocket water lily), 1217 nucleotides long. RefSeq lists its product as uncharacterized. The record is from RefSeq and is a predicted model, not a curated record. The coding region runs from base 268 to 744 and encodes 158 amino acids. NCBI's taxonomy places the organism in Eukaryota, Viridiplantae, Streptophyta, Magnoliopsida, Nymphaeales, Nymphaeaceae. The transcript is spliced from 3 exons.